AUGCAAAUAAAAUUACUGUGUGUAAUAAUGUAUAUUAAAUUUUUAUUCCUGCUAUCAAUCGUCGCGCAUGCGAAAGAGAAAACUUCAACGUUUAAAAUUCAACCAAUCAGAAUCAAUCCAUUAAAAACAGCAAUAUUUAAAAUACAGUCAAAUGCAAAUUUAUUGAGAAAAUCAUUUGCAAAACGUAGAGAAGAAUAUGCAGAAGUUAUUAAAAGUAUACAUAUGGAGGAUAAGCAUGAUCGUAAAUUAAUAAUAAUCAUAGAAUUAAUUGAACAUAUAGUAGAUUCUAUUCAAGAUAGUUCAACAUUAAUAGAUAAUGCCAGAUCUAAUCUUAGCAAUGGAACUUUUCCAAAGAGUGAUAGUAUUAUAGAGGCCUUGUUUGUGAUAUUGGAGAACGUAGCUUUUUUUGGAGAUAUUGUUCUUCAUUUCCCAGAUAUGGUUCCUAAAAUUUUAAGGCUUGAAAAAAAAUGGAGAGAAAUACUAAUGUUAUCUGCACAAUAUACUGAUUCAAUUCAACAUUUUGUGGACGAAUCUACUAGUGCUGUAAUUUCUUUAGCUAAACAAGAACUUAAUAACUUAAAACGAAAAUCUGGAUCUACAAAUUAUGGAAAAAGUAAUAAUUUGUCCAAUGAAAAAAAAUUAAAGGGAUUCACAAAACCCGUGAAAUUAGAAUUAUAAACAUUCUUGUGAUAGUUUCAAUAAAAUAGGAUAUAUUUAAAAAUAUUCUUUAAUUUAAAUAAAUUACUUAAAAAGAUUUAUAUUUUGAUUCACUUAAUGUCAACAUUGACAAAAAAUUUGUUCUUUAUAUAUUACAGAUAUCAUACAUAGAUUUAUAUAUUUAUAUUAAUUCUUGAAAUAUUUAUAAUUCAUUUAAUAUAUUUGUAUAUAGGUAUGAAGUAAGUAUGUACAUAUGUGUUAAAUACGGUUUGAUAUUAAUAUAAACAAAAAUAACAUUAUCAUAUAAAAAUUAAAAGCAUAAUCUAUAUUAUAACUAGUGUAAAUCAUAUGUGAGUAUAAAUAAAUAUAAAACAUAUUAUCAUUAGGUUUAAAAUGAAUAUUAUUUGUUAAAG
This is a messenger RNA of Vespula vulgaris, 1070 nucleotides long. Its product is annotated as coiled-coil domain-containing protein 134-like. The transcript is spliced from 3 exons. The record is from RefSeq and is a predicted model, not a curated record. The coding region runs from base 1 to 678 and encodes 225 amino acids. Lineage: Eukaryota; Metazoa; Arthropoda; Insecta; Hymenoptera; Vespidae.